This is a messenger RNA of Emiliania huxleyi CCMP1516, 672 nucleotides long. RefSeq lists its product as hypothetical. Lineage: Eukaryota; Haptophyta; Isochrysidales; Noelaerhabdaceae. Gene Ontology annotation, cellular component: cytoplasm. Gene Ontology annotation, biological process: protein refolding. Bases 1 to 672 code for a protein of 223 amino acids. The record is from RefSeq and is a predicted model, not a curated record. The transcript has a single exon.
AUGCUCGCCUCCCGUCGCGGCCGCGCCGUCGUCGCGGCGCGCGUGCGCGGCCUCUGCGGCUGCCCGUACGAGACGCUCGGCCUCCGGCCCGGCGUCCCCACCGCUGACGUGCGGCACAAAUAUCUGCAGCUGGCGCGGCAGAACCACCCCGACGCGACGCACCGAGGCUGUCCGGAGAGGAUGGCGCAGAUCAACGCAGCCUACGAGAGGCUGGUCGACCCGCAGCACCAGGCGGAGGAGGCGGCGGCCGCGGAGCGGCGGAGAGCCUCCACGGCGGGCUCCGCCGCCUUGGCUGAGGCGGGGCACAUGAAGGAGGCGUUCGCUGCAUUCUUCGCGUGCGGAGAGGAGGCGGCCGCGAGCAGAACUUCCGAGGGCGUGGCGCGGGCGGAGGCGGCGCACGGCCUCUUCCUGGCGGCGUGCGAGCGGCGGCGCGCGCGGAGCCUGCCCUCGCACGCGCAGAUCGUGGAGCUGUGGUCGUGGCUGCUGCGCCGCGGACUCGUGUCGGCGGAGGCGUGCAACGCGUACUUCAGCGCCAGCAUCCGGGCGGGGCAGGCCAAGGCGGCCAUGGAGGCGUACCGGCACGCCGAGGCGGCAGGGCUCGAGCAGGGGACGCACAUGCGCUCCUACAUCCGGCAGGUGCGAAACUACAAGGCGAGCCGCGAGCAAGGCUGA